Rhizopus microsporus ATCC 52813 is the source of this 666-nucleotide messenger RNA. Its product is annotated as HBS1-like protein. The record is from RefSeq and is a predicted model, not a curated record. The transcript has 4 exons. Gene Ontology annotation, molecular function: GTPase activity. The coding region runs from base 1 to 666 and encodes 221 amino acids. Gene Ontology annotation, biological process: translation. NCBI's taxonomy places the organism in Eukaryota, Fungi, Mucoromycota, Mucoromycetes, Mucorales, Rhizopodaceae.
AUGGAAGAGAUCGAUCGGUUUGAACCACCUACACGAUUACUAGACAAACCACUGAGAAUGCGAGUGACUGACUUUUUCAAGGGAGGCAUUGGAAGUAGCGGAGGCGUAUCUGUUGCAGGUCAAAUUGAAGCUGGAUCCGUGCAGAUCGGAGAACAAGUCAUGGUUGUACCAGGAAACGAAACUGGGUAUAUUAAAUCAUUACAAGUUGAUGAUGAGCCUACAACAUGGGCUGUUGCAGGAGAUUCAGUCAUGAUGACCUUGACUCAUCUUGAUAUCCUAAAUUUAAGCAACGGCUGCGUUCUCUGUACGCCAUCAAAUCCUGUCCCCAUUACGAGCUCAUUUGAGGCUCAAAUUGUAGUGUUUGAUGUGCGCGUUCCUCUAACACUUGGAUACCAGGUUGUGCUUCAUCUUGGUAGUUUGAAUGAACCAGCUUCUCUUAUUAAAUUGGUGGAAGUAUUGGAUAAGUCAACAGGAGAAGUCGUCAAGAGGAACCCACGAUGCCUGACAAAAGGAAUGACGGCCAAGGUUCAAAUCAAGCUGUCUCAACGAGCUAUUCCGUUGGAAACAUUCAAGGAUAACAAACAAUUGGGUCGUAUCAUGUUGCGCAAGGGCGGUGAAACUGUAGCAGCAGGCGUAGUUACGGAGAUUUUAUCCUUUGGAUCAUAG